Oryza brachyantha (malo sina) is the source of this 2985-nucleotide messenger RNA. RefSeq names its product putative disease resistance protein RGA3. The record is from RefSeq and is a predicted model, not a curated record. Lineage: Eukaryota; Viridiplantae; Streptophyta; Magnoliopsida; Poales; Poaceae. Bases 1132 to 2586 code for a protein of 484 amino acids. The transcript has 2 exons.
GGGCCAGUCGGAGCCUUCACUCCGGCGAUGCGCUCGGCCGCGCGGGCGGCGGACCUCCUUCGAGGGCUUCUCGCGCGGCGCCGGCGCACUGCACUCCACCGCGGCGGCCCGGUGGCGUGCGCGCGGACCUUGUUUGGCGUGCUUCUUCGUGCUGCCAGGCUGAUCUCCGGCCCCCGCGGGCCACGCCAAUGCUCGGGCCUAUGGGUGCAGGUCAAGAGAGUAUUCUCUCCUUUCCCUUGACAAUCUGGCAUGCUGAUUGCGAGGUUACCAUGGGAUUAAGGCACUUAAGACACUUCUUAUAUCAUUUUCAGUCACCACGGAUACAGAAUUAGGUGGAGGAUACUGCUUCCAAACAACUCAAAGUGCACAAGGCAGGUAUGCUCCUCUCUGUGCCUGUGACUUCGAUUUCUGACCCCUCUUCCCUGAGCUGCACAUGUACGGUAUUUGUGGAAAUUUGCAAUGUGUACCAUUUCUGCUAAUGCUCCAAAGUCCGAACUCUUUGAAUGAUAGUCAUGAAAAAUUAGUGGAAAGAAUACACUGUGUUAGUGUGCGAGGUUACAAGUACGCCCACAGAAUUUCAACCGGGAACACCAUGCACACAAGAAAAGACAAGAAAUCAGAGACAAAUUCCAAUAAAUUGGCCUAGUACCGGGAAAGUGAAAUGCGCCAUUAGGUUCAUCUGCACCGGUCUCUGUCUCACUGUGUCGUCUAGCUCCGGAAGCAACUGAGCAGCAGCAGCAUGCGGGCAGGCAUCCCUCUCGGCGCGGCCGAUGUGAAUUCGUAACGAAUAAGUGCGCCGUCUGGAUAGCUAGCUGCAUGGUGAGCUCGCCGUUCCUUUCCUGAUGUUUGCCAAGCAUUGAAUAGCCCAAAACAUGUGUAUCCCAUAGUGUGUUCAGCAAUCUGUCACCCUGUUCCUCACUCCUGCAUCCGCCCAAGGUUUGAGAUACCUGGAAAGACACCAGGACGGUUAUUCUUAGUAGCGAAGACCACCUAAGCACUGUAAGUUAGUUUCAGUUCCAGUUCCAGUUCUUUUUUGGCGAUGAUGCUUGUGUUUUUCUUCUUCUGUUUACUUUAUAUCAUAAUCAUGCAAGUUUUCUCUCCUCAUCGGAAGAAGGUUGGGUGACCGACAGCAUGGAGACAUUCCUACCAGCGAUCUUGAGCGACCUCCUCGGCCGGUCCAUCUCGUACCUGGUGCAGCGAUACCGGCAGCAGAGCAGCGUGCAGGACGACCUCGAGAAGCUGCGGCUCGCGCUGGUCAGGGUGCACGUCACCGUCGAGGAGGCCGAGGCGCGGCACGUCACCAACAAGGCCAUGCUCCGGCAGCUCGACGUGGUCAGGGAAGCCAUGUACAGUGGCUACUACAUGCUCGAUACCCUCACCUACCGAGCCCACCAGGAAGAGGCUUGCUCCUCGUCGUCGUUUGCGCCGUCCAGAUUAAACGCCGCCAAGCGCCUCCGCCUGCUCACCGUCGACGACGGCGCCACGGAGGUGAGGCGCAUGGUCGACAACCUGGGGAGAAUGAUCGCCGACAUGAGGGAGUUCGUCGUCUUCCUCAAGGGCUAUCCUCGCAUCUGCAGUCAGCCUUACAGCAUGCACCUGCUCCUUGACAAGUUAAUGUUCGGCCGGCAGAAGGAGGUGGAGCAGGUCGUCGGCUUCCUGCUGCAGCCGGAGGUCUGCGGCGAUGGCGUCGACGUGCUGCAGGUAGUCGGCGCCGCAAGGGUCGGGAAGAGCACCCUCGUCGAGCAUGUCUGCCACGACGAGAGGGUGCGCGGCCGCUUCUCCUCCAUCGUGUGCUUGAGCCGGGACGACGUCGAAGACAUGGGAGACCAUCGUGACCUCACCGUCAAGCACGGGAACCGCGCCUCCCGUGGAAGCUCGCUCGUCGUCCUCGACCUAGCCGAGGACGAGGAGCCCCUGGACGACGGGGCGUGGAGGCGGCUGCGCUCCUCGGCGAUGUGCAGGGCGCGUGGGAGCAAAAUCAUCGUCACGAGCAGAUCGCCGGAGACGGUCCGGGGCAUCGAGCCGGCGCGCGCCCUCGAGCUCAAGUUCCUGCGCGAGGACGUCUACUGGUACUUCUUCAAGGUGCUCGCGUUCGGCAGCGUGAACCCCGACGACCACCCGAGGCUGGCGUCCAUCGCCAUGGACAUCUCCGCGGAGCAGAAGGGCGGCUUCAUAGGCGCGACCAUCGCCGGCAGCUUGAUGAGAGCCAACCUCGACGCCCAUUACUGGAGCCUCAUCCUCAAGAACAUGAGGGAGUACACGCAGAAGCACCGCGCCCUGUUCGGCAAGCACCCGCACGACCUCCUGAGGAAGAACCACCCCGUGUACCUGUGGAGGCUGGCCGAGAGCUCCAAGAUCUUCCUGUGCCAUGGCUUCUACACCGCGUGCCCCGCCAAGCAGGAGAUCCCCAGGGUGACGUUCCAGGAGGUGCUGUCCGGCAGGGUGACCCCCCAUGGGAGGUUCGAGGUCCUGGCAUGGACGUCGCAGAUACCCCCUUGCCGGAGCUACCUGAUGAGCUGCUCCCUGGACACGCCGUCUGCUCCACUUCGUGUCCUUGACAAGAAGAAGCGUCUCAGGCUUAUGUAGAUCCUGCAGUCGGUGCCUUUCUUCUUUGGGUAACUUUACGGUCGAAGAUAUCAAGAUGUACUAAAAAUUUAGCGUAAAAUUUUAGUACCUAAGUAUCAAAAGAUACUAAAUUUUACACUAAAAUUUUGGUAUCUCUCAAGGACUGUAAAAUUGCUCUUCUUCUUUCUGUGGGGGUUAGUUAAUCUUCAGUUGCUUGAAAUUAUGUAUCCCAGGUCAACCGAAACUGUACAUUGCUAAGUAUUGCUACGUAAGUACGUAGUGUGUAGUUUUGCCUUUUCAUAUAUGAUUUUGUUUUUGCCUCAAGGGCUCAAGGCUUACAAAUUUGGACACAAAAACUACAAUUCUGUUUUCUUUUUCUUUUAAAAAUUCUAUAUUUUGCUUGUGAUAAGCAAUCAUUCA